GUCUCCGCAACCCCGUCAACACAGACAUUAAUAUCGUCAUGGGGUCGAGCCAGUCGACACCCAAGAUCACCUCUCAUGAUCGAGCGAUUCUCGAUCUCAAACUUCAGCGCGAUAAGCUAAAGCAAUACCAGAAGAAGAUACAAGUUGUGCUCGACCGCGAGCAUGAAAUUGCGAAAGCCCAUCUCGCUACCGGUCAGAAGGACCGUGCCGUCAUAGCCCUCCGAAGGCGCAAGUAUCAGCAGAGCUUGCUGCUGAAGACUGACAGUCAAUUGGAGAAUUUGGAACAACUAGUGUCAACCAUCGAGUUUUCUUUGGUCGAGGUUUCUGUCCUUCACGGUCUUAAGCAAGGCAAUGAAGUUCUUCAAGAAAUUCAUCGCGAAAUGAGUGUUGAGAGUGUUGAGAAGCUCAUGGAAGAGACGCAAGAAGCGAGAGAGUAUCAACGAGAAAUCGGUGAUUUGCUAGCGAACCGAUUAACACAUGAUGAGGAGGAUGCCGUCCAGGCGGAGCUCUUGGCAUUACAAAGGGAAUCGGUUGGACAAGCAGAACCUGAAGUGCGCCUGGAUCUGCCAUCUCCGCCGAGGUCGUUACCACUUGUUUCAGAAGAAGUCCCUCUAGAGACUACGAGGGAGCGGGUUCCUGUACCUGGUUAGCACCUGCUAGCACGCAUAGUAUCACGGAGAUUUUCAUUCCGGUAUUACUCAUACCCCCAUUUACGGCCUAGGCCUUCUCCAGACAUUUACAGAUACGAUACUACAGUAGGACAGCAGAUAAUGAUA
Suillus subalutaceus is the source of this 776-nucleotide messenger RNA. Its product is annotated as Snf7 family. Gene Ontology annotation, biological process: vesicle budding from membrane; late endosome to vacuole transport via multivesicular body sorting pathway. Gene Ontology annotation, cellular component: ESCRT III complex; multivesicular body. The transcript has 7 exons. NCBI's taxonomy places the organism in Eukaryota, Fungi, Basidiomycota, Agaricomycetes, Boletales, Suillaceae. The record is from RefSeq and is a predicted model, not a curated record. Bases 39 to 650 code for a protein of 203 amino acids.